Molecule: messenger RNA, 948 nt
Organism: Branchiostoma belcheri (Belcher's lancelet)
Lineage: Eukaryota; Metazoa; Chordata; Leptocardii; Amphioxiformes; Branchiostomatidae
Exons: 6
Coding region: 418-948 (176 amino acids)
Source: RefSeq, a predicted model, not a curated record
UGGAGUUUGGUCUGGAGUGUCGCGGGUAAAGCAGACCGACAACGUCGUCCCCUCACCUGCGGACACACACGUCAUCCAGGUGUGACACCUGGCGAUUUACACAACAAUGUACUUCUAUUCAGAAAGGUUAACCGAUCCCUAUCUUAAAAGGGAAAGAAGGAUUGGGCAUUGGUCCAGGGAGUGCCUGGUGAUGUUAUCAUUUUGUGACAUUUGACACCCAGAACAUUGAGACAGAAGUCUUUUGUGUAGUGAUGACUUUAAUCCAUGACUCAGGCAGUAUCAUUGAUCUUUGGCGCCAAGCCUAUUCAAAUCGUGUGACAGAACCGGUUUGGUAACUUUUCGGGGGGCGUAUCUUUCAAGUGUUUUCUGACAACACCGUGAGCUUGUCCCUCUCCUUCGUACCUAGGUUUCUCCAAAAUGUCAUCCAAGAAGCCGUUUCCAAACGGCGAGGCAGCUCCGGAAGGUUCUGUAGGUCGCCAUGGAAACCGGUGGACCAAUGGAAUCUUCAUGGCGCUGUCAGGACUCGCGGCUGUGGUGAGUUUCGUAGCCCUUCUGUUCAUGGUGCGGGAACUCGCCUCCAUCCGGGAUCAGCAAAUGGCGAUCAUGACAGAUCUGCAAGGCCUGAAGGAUCAGGUGCUCCAGAUGCAGUUGAAGCAAGAGAAGGAGGCUGAGGACAAGACCGCAUCGCCGCCGCUCAGCCCUGAUGGCCCUCCUGGUGACGUCCGCUCAACUGAGGAUCACAGCGCCACCUUUUGGAAGAGUGCGGAGAUGCACCGCAGAUCCAAGAGGGACACCCUGGACAACGCUAUCCCCUUGCAGAACAAAUUGAAAGAAGUUCUACGCCCGCCCGGUCUGCAAGGUCCGGUCGGUCCUCCCGGACUCCCUGGACAGUGUAGCUGUCCAACCCCAGCAGCCCCGACUUCUCCAGGCAGACUGUGCAGCAUAUAA